Molecule: messenger RNA, 6604 nt
Organism: Lampris incognitus (smalleye Pacific opah)
Lineage: Eukaryota; Metazoa; Chordata; Actinopteri; Lampriformes; Lampridae
Product: protocadherin-15-like
Exons: 38
Coding region: 137-6604 (2155 amino acids)
Biological process (GO): cell-cell junction assembly; cell morphogenesis; adherens junction organization
Cellular component (GO): catenin complex; plasma membrane; stereocilium
Molecular function (GO): calcium ion binding; cadherin binding
Source: RefSeq, a predicted model, not a curated record
CGGCAGGAUGCUGUAGCGGCGGCGGCGGCAGCAGCAGCAGCCGGUGUGUAGUGACUUUGAGGCCGGUCCGAAUCGGAUUUGCGUCGGCUACUUUUGCGACCAAACAUGUUGGGCAGGCAGUAACGCUUGACAGAAGAUGCAACGGGGGUGGCGGCUCUUCAGAUGGCUGGGGACAGGCAUGGCAAUCCUUUCUUUGCUCGCAAACAGCUGGGGCCAGGACACAGAAGACUGGCAGUAUGAGGAGUGUAAACUGUCCCGGUCAGGCCCGCCUGCAACCAUCGUGACCAUCGAUGAAGAGAGCCCCAACGGUACAGUUCUGGUGGAGAACAUGCAGAUCAACGGUCGAGCCCAGGACCCAGGCAGAACCAUCUCGCUGACCUUGCUGGACAACUAUGAUCACUGGGUGAUACUGGAUGCGGCCCGGCAGAGGAUCUUCCUAAACAGCACUGGGCGGGUUCUGGACAGGGAUCCUCCCAACUAUAUUACCACUAUUGUGGUUCAGGUGCAGUGCACCAAUGAACUGGUUGGCACGGUCAUUUUGCAUGAGGUACGGAUUGUUGUGAGGGACAAGAAUGACAACACGCCUCGCUUUCAGCAGCCACGAUACUAUGUCGCAGUGAAUGAGCUCACACCUAUUGGGACUACCAUCUUCACAGGCUUCUCAGGAAAUAAUGGUGCGACAGACAUUGAUGAUGGACCCAAUGGACAAAUAGAAUACGGCAUCCAGUACAACCCCAAUGACCCGGUUUCUAAUGGAACAGUGAGUGUUGCAAACACACUUUCCGGACACAUUCUUCUGGCAGAGAGACUAAAUUACGAGGAGAGAACUCGGUACCUGGUCAUAAUUCAAGCCAACGACCGUGCUCCAUAUGCAGCCAAUAGACGAACUGCCACUGCAACUCUAACAGUGGAUGUCCUGGAUGGAGACGACUUAGGCCCCAUGUUUCUACCCUGUGUGCUGGUCAACAACACCCGUGACUGUAACCCCCUCACCUAUCAUGUCACCAUCCCUGAAUUCACAGAAGCGAGAAAACUCAAUCCACUGAACGUCGCCCCUCCUAUCCGAGCAGUGGACAUGGAUAGGAACAUCCAGCCCCCAUCAGACAGACCGGGCAUUCUUUACUACAUCCUAGUUGGUCAUCCAGCAACAUACCCAGAGUAUUUCUCCCUAAAUAAAACCACUGCAGAGCUGCUUGUUUUGAAGCCUGUCAGCAGAGACCUGUAUCAAAGGUUUACCCUCAUCAUCAAGGCUGAGCAAGACAACGGGCACCCCCUCCCUGCUUAUGCUGACCUCAUCAUUGAAAUCCUGGACGAGAACAACCAAGCCCCAUACUUCCAGUUUGCUACCUAUCAGGGCUAUGUGAGUGAGUCUUCCCCAGUGGGCACAUCCAUCUCAGCCAGUGCCAAUCUCACCGCCCCUCUGGCGAUCAUAGCUUUGGAUAAUGACAUCGAGGAGACUAAAGACCCUAUGGUGAAGAUUGUUCUGGACGACUACGCCACGGUCUUCGGCCUGACCCCGACGGGGAUAAUCCGCUACCUGAGGCUCCUCAAACCGGUGGACAGAGAGAAGCAGAUGACCUACACUUUCACGAUGGUGGCAUCAGAUGGAGUGCAAAAGAGCAGCCCGGUGACAGUCAAUAUCCUGGUCAUCGACGCCAACGACAAUACUCCCACCUUUGCUGAGGUUUCCUACAAUGUUGAAGUGUUCACCGACAUGCAGCCAGGAGAGACAGUUCUGCAAUUGUCAGCAGUGGAUGCUGAUGAGGGACUGAAUGGACUAGUGACCUAUGAGAUCCUGGCAGGCGCCCAGGGAGACUUUGUUAUCAACAACCGCACCGGACGCAUCACCGUGGCGCCGAGUGUCCUCCUCCACGUGGGAAGGUCCUACGCGCUGACUGUUAAGGCCUCUGACAAUGCACCAGAGAUCCAGAGAAGGAGCUCCAUCGCUACAUUGUACAUUGAGGUGCUGCCACCCAACAACCAGAGCCCCCCACGCUUCCCCCUCUUCACUUACAGCCUAGAAGUCAGUGAAGCCAUGAGGAUAGGAGCUAUCCUGCUCAAUCUACAGGCCACAGACAGAGAGAACGAUCCAAUAACGUACCAUAUUGAGAGUGGAGAUUCCCAGCAGAUCUUCAACCUCUCUGAAACGAUUGGCCUUCUACUUCUGAGAAAACCCCUGGACAGAGAGACCACCGACCAGUACCGACUAAUAGUCACAGCGUCUGAUGGCAACCCUGGAGGGACUUCCACUGCCACAGUGAACAUGGUGGUCACUGAUGUCAACGAUAAUGAUCCCGUGUUUGACCCUACCAUACCUACCAAUUUAACUGUCCAAGAGGAGGACGCCAAUGUGUUGGUAGGACAAGUCAGGGCCACAGAUCCAGAUGCAGGGGCUAAUGGUCAGGUGCGCUACCGCAUAGUGAAUCACCCUGACUUGUUCACUGUCAACGCUAACGGCAGCAUCUUCACAGUGGUGCCUCUGGACCGGGAACUGGAGAGCCAAUACAACCUGGUUGUGGAAGCCUCAGAUGGGGCCGUGGACCCUCGGCGGACCACCUUGACCCUCUCUGUCCAAGUCAUGGACAUUGAUGACAACAGCCCCGUCUUCUCCCAGCAGACUUAUGUGGUGAACGUGCCUGAGAACAGCCCUGUGGGCACUGUGGUCCUAAGGCUAAGUGCAGUGGAUGCAGACCUGUUCUCCAAUAUCACAUACCGGAUAAAGACUGAGUCGGCCCGGCAGCUAUUUUCUAUGAACCCUGUCACAGGGGAGUUAGCUGUGCUACAGACCCUGGACUUUGAGGACCUUUCAGCCAUGGGUAUGGGGGCCACCUACACUUUCCAGGUGGAGGCUUUUGACCAAGCCAGGGUCAUGCCCCCAGGGCUGGCUACCGUCACGGUUCGCAUCACGGACAUGAAUGACUUCUCCCCUGUCUUUAGCCAGGCCUUGUAUAAGGGCAUGGUUGCACCUAACGCAGAAAAGGGAACAGUUAUCACGACCGUGUUCGCUGAGGACCAGGACCCACUGGGAACUCCGGCAAGUUUUGUCCGCUACAGAGUGGAUUUGGACAGGUCGCCGUACAGCGGGAGCAUCUUUGAUGUGGAGGAGGAAUCUGGAAGGGUUAUCACUCGGGUCAACCUCAAUGAAGAGCCCAGUGUCACUUUUAAAUUGUUUGUGAUAGCCUAUGAUGAUGGAGAGCCGGUGAAAUUUAACAGUACCUUGGUGGAAAUCACUGUCCUUCAGCCCUCCCGCAUCCCCAUCUUCACCCAGGAGGAGUACAGGUAUCCUGCUGUUAGUGAGCUGGCCCCAGUCGGGACAUCUGUGGGAACGAUCCUAGCUGCUGCUGUCAACCAGUCCAUCUUCUACUCCAUUGUGGCAGGAAAUGAGCGUGGUGAUUUUAAGGUGAAUAACAGGACAGGCGUGAUCUCCACAGCUAAGCGUCUGGACUAUGAGAAUGUGACCAGCUAUGUCCUCAGGGUCCAGGCUGACUCCAUGCUGGUGGUCAUGUCCAACCUUCGAGUGCCCUCCAAAACCAACACAGCCAAGGUGUUCAUUGAGGUGCAGGAUGAGAACGACCACCCUCCAGUCUUCUCGAGGGACCAUUACAUCGGCGGAGUAGCUGAAGAUACUAAGACCUUCACCUCUGUGCUCAAGAUAGUGGCCACCGAUAAGGACACAGGAAAUUACAGUGCCAUGGCUUAUCGCCUGAUUAUCCCACCGACAGCAGAGGGCCAGGACAGCUUUGUGAUUGAGACGUACACAGGUAUCAUCAAGACAGCCAUCAUGUACCGCAACAUGCGCAGGUCCUACUUCAAGUUCGAGGUCAUUGCCACAGACGACUACGGGAAGGGUCUCAGCAGCAGUGCCAAUGUAGUGGUGUCAGUGGUCAAUGCACUGGACAUGCAAGUUGUUGUAUCUAAUGUCCCACCCACUGUUGUAGAAGAGAAUAAGGAGCAGCUCAUUAGCAUUCUGAAGCGCUACGUGCAGGACCAGAUCCCAGGUGCAGAAGUGAUUGUGGAGUCUAUUGGGCCACGCCGGCAUGGUGAUGGCUUUGAGCUGGAGGACUACACUAAGUCCGACCUGAUGGUGUACGCCAUUGACCCGCUCACCAACAGGGCCAUCUCACGGCAGGAGCUUUUCAAGUUUCUGGAUGGGAAGCUGCUGGAUAUCAACAAGGAGUUCCAGCCAUACCUCGGCGAAGGCGGACGAAUCCUGAAGAUCCGUUCGCCAGAUGUCGUGGCCAGUGUUAAGAAGGCGGCCCAGGCCGUGGGUUACACAGAGGGAGCGCUGCUGGCCCUGGCCAUCAUCAUCAUUCUCUGCUGCAUCCCUGCCAUCCUCAUCGUCAUGGUUACCUACAAACAAUUCAAAGAGCAACAGGCUGAAUGUGCCAAAACUGCCAGGAUUCAGAUGGCUCUGCCACCAGGAGGCGGCAAGACCGCCCCGGCCGGUGCCCCCACCAACCUCUAUGAAGAGCUGGGGGACAGCAGCAUCAGGCGAGGCUAUGGCAGACAGCAACAGCAACUGCUGAGGCCAUCUCUGCUGAGACCUGAGGAGCUCUCAGUGGAGUCAGGUAUCGACCCAGGCCAAGACUACUAUACACAGGACUACUAUAAUUAUGACCAAGGGUAUGACCUUCCUCAGUAUGGCAGCCGUAGGAAAUUGAUCUCUCCCAUGUACGACGAGUAUGGAGAGGUGAUUAUGGAGGAUGAUGGUUAUUACUACAGCCCCCAUGGUCCUGAGGGCCGAGGCAGAGGCAGGGGUCGUGGCGGCAUACGAGGUAGAGGUCCUCCUAAGAGGGUAGGAUUUAGAGACUUGCCACCAGAUGAUGAAAUUAAACAGGCUGAGCCAGCAGAGGAUGGCGAGCCUUCCAAGGCUGCCAAGAAGCUAAAGUCUGUCAUGAAACUCAGCAAACUAUUGGCUGCCAGCAAAGGAGACCAGAAAUCAGGUGUUGGUCCCUCUGGACCCUCUCCAUGGAAAAAAGCCAAGAUGUUCAAGAUGUUUGGCACAGGGAAGAAGGACAAGGAUUAUGCCAAACUGAUGUCAGCCCGCCGUAUUGACAGCCAGGAGAGUCUUGCUGGUGGACCAGCAGGAAUGGGACCAAUUGACAGGAAGUCUGAUGCCCGGAGCCGGCUUGGCAAAGUUCUAAAGAAAAUCAAACUAGGCAACAAGUUUCAGGCCCGAAGGAAAUCUCAGAGUAGUGUGAGUCGUGGUUCUGCCACAGGCAGCGAGCAGGACGAGGACGCCUCCCAAGUCGCCAGUGAAGAUGAAAAGAAGUCUAAAGUGUCUAUUAGUGUGACCGAGAGCGAGCCAGAGGCAAGUGGAAGUGGAACAGGUAAGGAGAAGGGCUCUGAUGAAGAAUCCUCAGAGAGAAGCAGUGUUGACAAAGAUUAUUUAAAAGUCGAUUUGGACAGAGAUGAUGCCAACGAAAGCACUGUGGACUCAGAAGAGGAGCCUGAUGAAGAGCCAGGGGAAUCUGAUGAGGAAAGCAAGUCCAAGUCUGAAGUCGAGGAAACUGAGAGGGAAUCUUUCACAGAGAAAGAAUCCGAUUCAGAGAAAGAAUCAGAGUCAGAGAAAUCAUCAAGGACAGAGAAAGAAUCAGGAACUGAGAAGGGGUCAGAAUCUGAGGAAGAGUCAGAGUCAGGGACGGGCACAGUAACAGAAAAGGAGUCAAGUACUGAAAAGGGUUCAGCAACGGAGAGAGAUUCUGUUGAAGAGUCUGAGGAGGAAGAAGAACGUGAAUCUUCUGACCACUCCUCCAUGAAGUCAUUCGCUACUGAGGCAAGUAAACAGAGUGGUGCUUCCGGCAUUAGCGGAAGUGGUAGUGGUAGUGGAAGAGAGAGUGUGAGCGGGAGUGAGAGUGGUGGAACAAGUAGUGCUAAAUCUGCAGAUGGAUCAAGUUUGAGGUCAUCACAGAUAUCCCAUUCUUCCAGAAGAUCAUCAGAAAGUGUAGGGAAAUCAGACGAGUCCAAGAAGGGAAGCAGUGAGACUGAAUUAGGCACCGGAACAGAUAAUGACACAAAAACAGGCAGUGGUGAAGGCCCUUUGUCUGAUGGGUCCAGCCAGAGCCAAAUGUCUGGGUCAGAGAAAAGUGGUUCAGAAGAUGGAGGGUCCUCCUCUAGGAGCCAAAUGACAAGCCAGAUGUCCCAGGGUAGCGAGGACAAUUCUACCAAUGGUAGCUGCCGUUCCCAGAAAUCUGUACUGACCAGCAGGUCCGAUGACACCAUAGAAGAAGAGAGUGAGGAGGAGGAGGAUUCAAAUUUAGAAGACUCUGAAACUGCCACAGAGAGCAAAGAGUCUUCCAGUGACAAUCUCAGGGAUGGAGCAGUGUCCACAAGGUCUGGUAAGGAUUCUGAGGCUCCUGGCUCCUCUGCCCCCUACUCAGGGCCCCCAUAUGGCACUGAAAUCAGAAGCAUUGGUUACACCUCUGAGGAGACAUAUGGAGGACUCUCCCCUAUCACUGAGGUGGAUGAGGACGCCAUCUCCUCCGAUAGGUCUUUAGCCAGUGGUUCUGGGUCGGAAACAGGCAGCACAUCAAAGCAGUCAGAAGACAUGAAAGAGACGUCAGAAACUGAUUCAGAGUCUGAGGGGAAUUCAACAGCUUUCUAA